Molecule: messenger RNA, 4828 nt
Organism: Erpetoichthys calabaricus (reedfish)
Lineage: Eukaryota; Metazoa; Chordata; Cladistia; Polypteriformes; Polypteridae
Product: oocyte zinc finger protein XlCOF22-like
Exons: 4
Coding region: 244-2112 (622 amino acids)
Biological process (GO): regulation of transcription by RNA polymerase II
Cellular component (GO): nucleus
Molecular function (GO): DNA-binding transcription activator activity, RNA polymerase II-specific; RNA polymerase II cis-regulatory region sequence-specific DNA binding
Source: RefSeq, a predicted model, not a curated record
CGAAAAGCGGCUCUUAGCGACUGCAAGCACCAAGCGACACAAGGCAGGAUGAUUGUAAACACUAAUGUACCCCAGUGCUAUCGCAUUGGCCUGUUAGCUGAUAGCAAAUUAAAUAGAAAGACAGAGUGUGUGCCAGUGUAUCUGAUCAUACGUUGCGUGCAUCACAGCCGUACUCAGGAAGGGGACGUAAAAAGUGGACUUUAAUGAUAAGAGGCGGGGCCCCAAAAUACUGCGCGAACAAAGAUGUCCUGUGAGGUGUCCCCUGCCUCUUUUAACGGACAGCUGUCCUCCACCAUAAAAAGAGAGGUGACCGCGACAUCGCGAGCUGUACUUGACGAAUUUCUGGAUUGUCUGGACCAAGAGCUCACCUGCUUCAUAGCGGCCAGAGACAGACACCGCAGUUCUAUUCAGGAUAAGAGAGCCCAGUCCGAAAAUCGCCUGUCCCUCUUCGUUGAGGAGGCGGUGAGGGCAGCCGUGGAGGCUGUGUUGGCGCAGUUUGCAGACUUUGUCGAUGGAAGAUUUGCGGUUUUCCAGCUGUGCCUUGAAACGUUUGACAUUAAGGAGUUAGACAGCCUCAAGAUGCAACUGGACACGCUCCGCAAAGAUCUCUUUACCGUACGGAGAUACAGGGACUCUGCAGACGGGGUCAUCGCGGACACGGCGUGGAGAGUGGGUCAUUCGGCAGCAGGCACUCAUGAUAAAGAAGAAGAUGAUCUUUCUGGUGAUGAAAGACUAUUAAACUUGAAAGCGAUUCACAUGGAAGAUUCAUUUGGAAGAGAAGAGAACGCCAGGGAUUUCUUCCAGUUAACCACACAACUGUGCUCAUCUGAAGAAGAAUGUUGUGAGCAGAAUUCCAAGCACACCAAAGGAGAUGACCCAAAAGUGGACACCUCCCUUAUUGAGGAGGAUCAUAUACAGCAGGUACUGGUGUGCAUCAAGGAAGAGUGUUGUGUUGAGGACUCGGCUCCCAUUAAAGAGGAGGAUUGUGAUGAGGAUUCUGUCCACAUUAAAGAAGAGAGUUUGGAUCAGAAACCUGUGCCUAUUAAAGGAGAGGACUGGGAAGAAGUGUCCAUUCAGUGUGACAUUUUUGACAGCGAGUUGGAAAGUGCCAGUGCAGAAGAAGAUGAAGAGUCCGUCUUAGAGAAUAGUCUACUUCAUCCUGAACACAGACAAGAUUCACCUCUGCGUAAAUCCCAACAUCAGAGAACAGAGGAAGCUAAAAGUGGGGAAACUAUGACAAAAGUUAUGGAGGAGAAAAACUGUUCCUUGAAAUUUGCUGCACAAGCUGAACAGCUUUCAGACUCUACAGUGGCUCAACAUCACUGCCUUCUGUGUGGCAAAAUGUUCAAACAGAAGGGUCACCUUCAUGAACAUCAGCGAAUUCACACUGGAGAGAAGCCAUACUGCUGCACCGAAUGUGGGAAGCGGUUUAUGAAGAAAAGCCACUUUCGACGGCACCAGAUCAUUCACACAGGCGAGAAACCAUACAGCUGUGCUGACUGUGGUAAGAGGUUUACAAUGAAGACUGGUCUUCAACAGCACCAGAGGACUCACACAGAAGAAAAGCCUUAUAGUUGUACAAAAUGUGGGAAGAAGUUCACGCUGAAAAGCUAUCUUCAGAAGCACAAAGUUACUCACAAUGAAGACAAACCAUACAGCUGUAAUGAAUGUGGAAAGAAAUUCAUACAGAAAAUCUAUCUGCAAGAACAUCAGAGAAUUCAUACCGGGGAGAAGCCACACUGCUGCACGGAAUGUGGCAAGGGAUUUACUUUAAAAAGGAACCUCAAGCGGCAUCUGCAGCAGCAUCCGACAGUUGACACGAGGGAGAAGCCACACUGUUGUGGUGAAUGUGGGAACAGGUUCACACUGAAAAGAAAUCUUAAGAGACACCUUCAACAACACCAGGCAGUUAACACUGGGGAGGAUCCUUACAGCUGCACCGAAUGUGGGAAGACAUUCACCCUGAAAGGUAACCUCCAGCAGCAUCAGAGGAUUCACACCGGAGAGAAGCCCUACUGCUGCAGAGAAUGUGGCGAAAGGUUCACAUGGAAAUCUAGCCUUAUAUCCCACAUCCGGUGCCAUAGUGGAGAAAAUCAGGCCAUGAAAAGGUGAGCUUUGCUUUCCUCCUGACUCUGACACAUCUGUGGAUGGUGGAGCAGCUCCUUUUCAACCUAGACAUGAUACUAUUUCCAGUGCAGCAACAUUGCCACCAAGAAGCAUGCUAGAACUACUCUAGUAUAGAGAAAUGUCUUUCUGGCAGUUCCCCCUGGUGGCACCCAGGUAUUCCAACAGAGCCACCCAUUGAGACUACAGUUCCAAUGCUGCCCAGCAGGUGCACAACUGGAAGCUCCACCAGAUGGAUGCUGCCACCCAGCAUAAAGUGGUUAACACAUGUCUCUGGGAAGUCAUCUUCCACUGUCCUUCCAUUAUGAAAGCUUCCUGGCCAGGUAAGGGACCACCAUCCAUCCCAGCGAGGACGUCAUUCUGACCUUUCCUUCUGUGAAUGUGUAUACUCUGUAUGUGGCUUUUAUAUAUAAAGUAUAGACACACACAGACACUGAAUGUAUCAUUAACAGAUGGUUUGUAAAAUGGAUGGAUAUUGCAAUAAAGUGACCACAUACACAAUGUCACAAAUGAGGACCAUCUGCUUGUGAUACAAAAUUAUAUUAGCCUUGUAUGUCAGUUCACAGCAAAAGUGCUGAUGAUGACUUUUUCAGUGGUGCUGUCAUAAAACUGUGACAAAAAUGAGUGGUAUUCACUUAUUAAAAAUGUAUAGUGUCCUGGGUUCAAAUCUAGCCACCUCUGUCUGUCUGUAUACAUUUUGAACAUUUUUUCUAUGCUUCUGGAAAUUUUCCUCCAAUUGUUCCUAUCAUAUCACAAAAACACACACAUUAGGUUAAUUGGCUAUCCUAAAUUGGACCCAGCAUCCAGUUCCCAGUCAUGGUCAGUGUAGAGAUAGCACGUGUCUGUGUGGAUUUUCCUCCAGGUACCCCAUUUUCUUCCCAUAUCCCUAAUGAUUUGCGUGUUAGGUUAAUUAAUAAUUCUACUCUAAAUUUGCUCUCUGUGGGUAUGAUUAUGUUUAUAGGUGGACCCACUGUAAUUAACUUUGGCCAACCACAAUCAUAAAUUGGAUUGAGCAGGAUAGUGGAUGAUGCAUAAAUUGACUCCAUGUGGUAAUGUGUGUGUGUGCUUGCAGUAAUGCACUGGAGGACUUCAGAGACUGCUUCCUUCCUUCUGUCAGAUGCUUUUGGGAUAGGGGCUAUUGGCCCGCAGGAAUCGUAAAUUAAAUUAAAUGGGUUCCAAGAUGUCACGAAAGCAAAGAUGACAUGGUAGCACAACAGCUUCAGGGACCAGGGUUCAGUUCCCAGUUCAUAUCACAGGGACCAGUGUUGAAUUCCUAGCUCAUAUCACAUACUCUGUGGAGUUUGCACGUUAUCCUCAUGUGUGCAAUAGACUUUGACUCUCACCAUGCUCCAUAAUGGAAUGUGAAUUCAGAAAAUGGACAGAAGGAUGUCCUUGAUUAUGGAUUAAGCUAAUAUAACAAUGUCUCUGAGGUAUAGUGUCUUUGAAAAUAAGGCUAAAUUAGUACAAUAUGUGAGUAUAAUUGUUUUAGGCAUUCUUUCAUUAUUGUCUGAAUUGUUUCUGUAAAAAAUUUGUAACAGGGUGUCCCCUAGAGAAAACAUAUCUUGUGAUAAAGUGGCUAAAAUGAGUUUGAAAUAAAUAAAAUGGUUUGUUUUACAAACAAAACAUGGAAAAUGAAUAAAGAAGGUAAACACGACUACACACUCCUUACCAUUAUCUGCCAAAUAGGAAAGGUCAUGUCUUUGCCUCUUCCUCUUCUAUACAUCUCCACCAAAUCUGUAGCCAUAUACCCUCUGUAACGGUGAGACUUUAAUGCAUGUCAUGCAGGAAUUAACACAUUUUCCAGUCAUCCUAGAAAUACAAUCUCUACAGCAUGUUGAAAUUUGCCCUUGGUUCUCCUCCCAGUAGGCUGCAUUUGGCCAGGGUUGCCAGGUUAGGGGAAUCAUCUCAUUUUUUGAGGAAACUCAUGGGAUGGAAAAAUAGGAGGAAGAGUUUAAUGGGUGGAUUUCCUUGAAAUAAGAGGAUUUUUUAUUUUUGGUAUGUGAAUUUGUUUCUACAGAACUACAAUUCUCCACAUUUUCUCAACCCCCAACUGCAGCAACAACCAACAUACUUAAUAGCCACCUGUCAUUGCUCUGUCCACUCAUCUCAUAGAUUAUGUACAGUAUAACUGGUUAGGGUUUGGAGUGGGAGAGGGAUGCUUCUGCUCCCCUAGCUGUACCCAUCUUAUUAAUUUUUUCUGACUUUACUAAUGAGUCAAAAUUCCAACUAAGCACAAAUGCAAAUCUAGGGCUGGUAUUACCCUGCUGAGUUCUGUGAGGUUGUGGGCUUAGCUUCUUAAUAUAUUUCAGUAAAACAAUUACCCUUUGUAAUGGUAACUUACAAAGUAUCAAGCUACAUGCAGAAAUUUAGUAGUAAAUGGAGUAUAGAGUUUAUAUGUAGUGUCUUUAUUAUUUAAAUGAUUAUAUUUUCAUUUCUAUUUUUUGGCUUGUAAUUGAAACCAUCAUUACAUAUUAUAUUUUGGGAAAAACACUAUGUUGAGUUGUUUAAUUUUAAAAUGAAACUGCUCAUAUCAGAGAAUAAAACACUGCCCUUAUGCUUAGAAUUGAGUUCACAUGUUAUGAUUUAUGUUCAGUGAGUUUUUAAAGGUUAAUAUCAUUAAACAAAUACAUUCACUGGGUUUUCUCAUUACCAUGAUUGUUUAUUAAAUCAAAUACAGUAUUUUAACCUGGUUUGGAUAACAAAA